AUGUAUCUUUACGAUGGUUACCCCGUGCCUCAACCGCAACAUCAAUCCACUCCAAGCCAACGACCGGGCAGUCCCUCUCGUUCAAGUGCACCUCCUCGUUCGCGAAGAGAAUCGCCGACUUCGUCUAUUCGCUCUUUGGCAUCGGCAGUCGAAAGCCACCCGUUAGAGACGACAUUUCUACGACCAGCCACUCCAGCUUCUCGUAGAAACAUGCCUUUCCACCCAUCGUUUGUCGGUCAAGCACCACCACCACCGCCGCCGCAAACGACCGCUGCUACUGAUCGCGAGAUCAACGAUCCUGAGGCUUCUGGUCUUGGACCAAUUGGUUCUGGACUUCCCGACGCGCCAGGAUUAAAUCAAAUCCCGAUGACGCAGGAAGCUGCGAUGCCGACAGCGAUGCCAAUUGUCGACUCUAGCGCUGCGUUUCGAAAUGACGGUCGCAAUCAAGGCCCGGCAAUUAUGUCGCCUUUUGGCCAGCGACUUCGAUUCGACUGCACAUUUCUGAUGCUGGCAUGUCUCGCUUCCGCCUGCAUCGCCGUUUUCAUCUACGUGUGCAUUGCGCUCCAAUCAAAGUGCUUGCCAACGCACUUGGACGGAGGCAGCGAGAAUUCCAGCAACGUUCCUGCUCUCUCUCGACGACCGAGCCUUGAGAAUGACGAAGGCAACUCACUUGUUGGCGGAAGUGGACGACGACGGCGACGUUCGUUGAAUGACAGUCGACGGGGACUCUACCCAGCCUGCGAAUGUCACUGCCAGUGCAUCGGUGUCACUCGCCAGUGUCCAUCCGAGGACGACAAGGACGCCGACGCCGCUCCCAACUCUAUCCCAACCGCUCCCAGCCCUUUCCCAACUGCUCUUCCAACCGCGACCCGCGCUUCUGCCGACGCCACUGACGCCGUUGCUUCUGACGAAGAUGAUGACGCGCGAUCCAUUUCGACAAAAUGGGCGUCCGAUUUGGAAUUUGAUAGCAUCAGCAUGAACCCUGGCUUUGCUGAGUGGAUGGAACGGCAGAAUGCGCGACUUCUCGAGGAGGAAAGAGCCGAGCGUCGACGUUUGGCCGCUUUCACCAGCUCUUCCGGCGAGGAGGAUGAAGACGGCUCAACUGACGAAGCAAUGGCUCAUCUCGACGCCGUUUUUGAGGAGGAGGUCGGCUCUGGCGCUACGAUGGACGAGGUUCCAGAGCUUGAAAACGACGAAGAAACUGCUUCUCCACGCCAAGCCCUCACUACUACUGCUGAUCCUCUUGCCGAGUCCUUUAACGAAGCCAAUUCCGCGUCUGAUGCCAUUGAUGUCGCCAAUUCUUCUUCUGCUGACGUCACUGCGCAUUACGACGCCGACUUGGAUACUGUUGUGGUAAAACUCAACUAA
Molecule: messenger RNA, 1368 nt
Organism: Oikopleura dioica
Lineage: Eukaryota; Metazoa; Chordata; Appendicularia; Copelata; Oikopleuridae
Source: the annotation of a GenBank genome assembly